Molecule: messenger RNA, 1066 nt
Organism: Aedes albopictus (Asian tiger mosquito)
Lineage: Eukaryota; Metazoa; Arthropoda; Insecta; Diptera; Culicidae
Product: protein lethal(2)essential for life-like
Exons: 2
Coding region: 409-954 (181 amino acids)
Biological process (GO): response to heat; protein refolding
Cellular component (GO): nucleus; cytoplasm
Source: RefSeq, a predicted model, not a curated record
GCUUUCAAUUAAACUUGUUAUUUACAUAGUUGAAAUUAGUGUAAGUGAGCACGAGUGUUGAAAUUCUAAUGUGAAUUAAACUUCAAUGGACUGGUACACUUCAAGUUGUCUACGUUACACGCGAAAAAAAUCCGUUCUGAUAAACGUGAACAAACAAACGCUAAUAUGAAAACAGGAAAAUAUACACCUUGAACUGGAACUAGUUCCAGCUGUCAAUAUGGUCGUUCUAGAAACCGUGACUUCUAGUUCCCGGUGUACAUUUCUUAUUGUUGUUAUCGUUGCUAUGCAUAGUUCCUGUUUGUUCCCGUUGCCGUGACUGAGAGUGCACGUACAUCGAAACGGAUUUUUUUUGCGUGUAGGCUUCUUUACUUCAGCGUCGAGCAUAGGGCACCGCAUACGGCGGUUGCUAUGAUAAAUUUUUCUAAGUCUUUGACGUUUCGUGGCCUUGUUGUUUACGAUUUGGACUUAGGAAAAUUUCGUCGGCUUUCCUUAGGCAGUGUGAUUAAAUUCAAAAGGAAUUAUCGGCGGUUCCCGUCUACAAUCGUCCAUUACAGUAUCGCUGCCUGUCAGGACUUCGGAUCGACGAUUCACGCCGACAAGGUCAAGUUCCAAAUCAACUUGGAUGUGCAGCAACUUAAAUAUUUUGGUGAAGGCCUUCGACCAAGCCUCCGACAACAGCACAUCAUCGAAGGGAACACAUCGAGAAGCAGGACGAUUAUGGCUACCUACAUCUCCCAGUACUUCAUUCAGCGCUACUCCCUUCCACCGGAACUCGAUUUCAACCAGAUUAACUCGUCGAUUUCGUCGCACGGCAUCUUGACGAUUUCGGCUCCGAAGAGGGCAGUUGCGGAUGCGGAAGGCCACAAGUCGAUUCCGAUCGUUCAGAUAGGCCAACCGCUGAAGAGAAUCAGUGUCGAUCACGUAAAGAAGGAGAGCAUUACCCACAAAUCUUAGUGGAGUGGUGGUCGAGGUUUUACUGUUGCAACAAUUUACAUGAUCAGGACACAUUGUUCGCAUAGUACUUGUUAAUAAUUAGCUGAAUAAAUGAUAUCAGUUAGUGAUUGAA